AUGUAUGACAACAUCUCUGAUUUCACAAGAUAUGAUGACGACCAUGACCCCGAACACGGUGAAGAAGAAGUUUUACAAACAUCCAUUAAGACAGGAAAGGUUUUAACUCAAAGUCUCAUUAUUGACACCAAAGAUGGCGAAGUGGACGUUCUUCAAGAGCUGAAGAAAAAUACUUCUUCGGGAGGUGGUGGUAGGCAUGAACUUGAAAUAAAUGAGAUAGAAGAGAAAUUAGCCGAAAAAGCAGAUAAAGAACAUAAACACAAUAUCUCCGAUAUAAAUGAACUUCAAGCUACAUUAAAUAGUAAAGCGGACAAGAACCACGUUCAUUAUAUAACUUCAGACGAACAGAUUAUAACGGACUACCAUGGAUAUUUAACACGAAGUGAUGAAGCGAAGACAAAAAAUGUUAAUGAAAGAAGAUAUAAAUACAUUCGUGCUAAAGGUUAUGACAUAAGCUGUACUGUACAGUAUGAUGUAGCUAAAGCACCAGAAGCAUUUGGUUAUACCGGUGAAAUUUAUGCCUCUACUUUCAAUGUUAACGGUGUAUUAGUUGAACCAAGAUUUACUUUGAGAGUUAAGUCAAAAAUAACGUUUGAAGAUGCUAUUAAAAGUAAAGCUGACAAAGUUGAACUCGAAGCAAUGAACAAAGUUUUGAAAUCUCAUAAACACAACAUCUCCGAUAUAAAUGAACUUCAAGCUACAUUAGACAGUAAAGCUGACAAGAACCAUACACAUAAAUCCUUCACUACUGUUAGAGCAGACGACAUAAUAUUGAACUUUGACCUUGGUUCAAGUGCACCAUUAGAAAAUCCAAAUACAAGCGUAAAAGAUACUCUUAACAAUUUAGAUAAGAGUUGCAGGAAUAUCGAAGAUCAUGCCAGAAACUUUGAAGCAUAUGAACUACCAGCAAUGUUAGAUAAGAAAGCUGACAAAACAGAGCUUCAAACAUUAAAGACAGAAAUACUUCAAACAUUAUAUCCCAUUGGUUCUAUUUAUACGUCAAUGAACUCAACAAAUCCAGCAACAGUUUUAGGUUUUGGUACAUGGCAGCAGAUUGUAGACAAAUUCUUAUACUGUGCUAACUCUUCAAAGCAAACAGGAGGUUCGAAGAAAAUUACUGAAGCAAACCUUCCACCGCACACUCAUACAGGAACUACAAACUUUUCUGGCGACCAUAGCCACUCAUUAAGAGACCACCCAUUAUACAACUCAGAGUAUGAAGCUGGCAAUGACGUUUUAUCUCCAUCUUAUAACAAUGCAGCAAAAAAGACUUUUCGACCAACUGAACCAGGAGGAAAUCAUUCACAUACUUUCACAACAAAUCCAACAGGCUCGGGUGCAGAUUAUAUGCCACCAUUUGUGACUAUAUUCGCAUGGUACCGCGUUCAAUGA
This is a messenger RNA of Trichomonas vaginalis G3, 1392 nucleotides long. Its product is annotated as keratin-associated protein family. NCBI's taxonomy places the organism in Eukaryota, Parabasalia, Trichomonadida, Trichomonadidae. Bases 1 to 1392 code for a protein of 463 amino acids. The transcript has a single exon. The record is from RefSeq and is a predicted model, not a curated record.